Messenger RNA from Blumeria graminis f. sp. triticale, 441 nucleotides. Lineage: Eukaryota; Fungi; Ascomycota; Leotiomycetes; Helotiales; Erysiphaceae. The record is from the annotation of a GenBank genome assembly.
AUGCCAGCCGCAUCAAAUUUCCUUUUCUUCUUCUUCUCUGUCUCCAUAUUUAUAAUCAUACUCUUUUCAGUCGCUACCCAAGCACGCAUUGUCCAUCUUCCAGGAGCUGAAGCGAUGGAAAAAAUUAGCUCUGAUCCUGAACACGUCGGCUUUCGAUGUCUUUCAAGGCGGUACAGAAUGCCUGCUGUCAGAAGAGCUGUUGAUCUCGUCUGCCCUCAGAACAAAAACGGGACCAAAUCGACCAUCAAGACAUACCCUGCAACAAAACAUUACAGGCUUCCCAAGGAUGCGAGAAUGGUGCGGGUAGAUGAGGAAUUUUCUGAGGAGAAAUUCUUCGAUUAUGUCAUUUUUGUGCCAAAAGGUUGCAAGGUUGUUGGUCUUGUUCAUCGAAAGAACGACCAAAAACACUGGCGCUUUAAGCUUUGUGAACGUACAUCAUAG